GUGUGUGUGUGUGUGCGUAUGUGUAUCUCCCAUCCUGCACUUCAGUCACGAAUCUCUCUGUAGUCUAGACAGUGCAGCGAAGACCUGGAGCCACUGUAGUGUGUAGUGUUUCUGCCACCUGCGUUUUUACUUUUCUUUAUUUCUUCAUUUUUUAUUUUAUAAAUUUUGCAGAGGAUUCGCUUUCGUAGCUGUUUUUUUGGUUUUUUUUUUACACAUUACGGUUUGCACUGAAUGCAGUGUGACCCACCCUCAGCUUAACCUUCUUCUUGACGACAGAAAUUCACAGGACACCAGCAGAAAUUUUCUUUAUUUUUGUUAUAAGCAUUAGAUUACAACAGGAGACAUUUAACACUACGAUGAAGACACAUAUAAGGCGUGCACUGUCUCUCCUCCUGCUGAUAGCGUGUUUAGUGAAGUUUGGCGUAAAUGGUGUUAGCGAUGCACCUCAUCCUGACACCACUAAGAGUGAAGGUGCUCCGAAACGACCGUCACGCUCCUCUGAGCCCAAAGAGGGCCGUUGCUCGUACACCUUCAUCGUUCCCCAGCAGAAGCUGAAGGGGGCGCUGUGUGUGAGUACCGAGAUGGCGCGGGCCAACGGCUCUGAGACUGCAGACCUGCGUGCUCAACUCAGUAAACAGCAGGAGCAGCUGGAGAGUUUGCGUGUGCGUCUGGAGCAGGAGGGGGCGCUGGCAAGCGAGGUGAGCACCCUGCGCAGAGAGAGCAGCACCAUGAACGCCCGCAUCACCCAUCUGUACGCCCAGCUUCUGCACGAGAUCAUUAACAAGCAGGAGCAGGCAGCGGAGCAGCGACGUAUGGAGGAGCUGCUGCUGAACACCACCUUACAGGUGUUACAGAUAUCCAACAGUUACAGAGAGCUGGAGAGGAAGUACGAGGCACUCACUUCUCUGGUGAACAACCAGAGUCAACUAAUGACACAGUUGGAAAAAAGGUGUCAGAACAGCGUUGUCACCAAACCACAGCAGGAGGCUGAAUCAUCAGCGGUCGAUCAGUCCAGCAUCGUGCAGAACGAGACCUCCGAGCCUAAACAUGAAGUCAGGAACAUUCAGAGAGACCAAAGUGCCCCUCUGCUACAGAAACAAACACUGCAGGAGAUUCAUGGCCUCCUCACCACAGCAACAGAUCUCCCUACAGAGGCACCAUUCAUCAGUUUCCCUGCCACUAAGUCUCCAGGGCCAUGGCAAGACUGCCAGCACGUCCUGGACUCAGGAGAAAGCAGCAGUGGCAUCUAUCUGCUGCGCCCAAGCAACUCUAACCAUCUGUUUCAGGCAUGGUGUGAACAGAGCCGCGCUCAGGGAGGCUGGACCGUCAUCCAGAGAAGACUGGAUGGCUCUGUCAACUUCUUCAGGAACUGGGAUCAGUAUAAGCAAGGUUUUGGGAAUCUGGAUGGUGAGUAUUGGCUGGGUCUGGAGAAUCUCUACUGGCUGACCUCACAAGCUUCCUACAAGCUCCGAGUGCACAUGGAGGACUGGCAGGGCCGGCAGGCGUUCGCAGAGUAUGACAGCUUCCACAUAGAGCCUGAGAGCGACUGGUACCGCCUGAGACUGGGAUCCUACCAGGGCACCGCUGGCGACUCACUUUCCUGGCACAGCAAUAAAGCUUUCACCACACUCGAUCGCGACAAGGACGCCUACUCAGGUAACUGUGCUCAUUACCAGAAGGGGGGCUGGUGGUACCACAUGUGUGCUCACUCGAACCUAAACGGGGUUUGGUACAGAGGAGGCCAUUACCGCAGCCGCUACCAGGAUGGAGUGUACUGGGCUGAGUUCCAUGGAGGCUCGUACUCUCUCAAGAGGGUCACCAUGAUGGUUAAACCCAUUCAACCGAUUCAAGUAUUGGUGAAGUAAACCCGGAUACUAACUACUGAACUCAGACGAACAGAAAGCACCUGACAAAAGUCUCAGAAAAAUAAAUCACUUCUGUAUCAUUCUGCUGGAAUUGAUGACUGCAUCUGUUUGAAAAUAUAACUGAGCAUUUUCUAUCAUAAGUUAGAAAUGAUAAAGAUGGUAAUGAGCAAUUGCUGAAUGAAAAACUGUGUUGUUGGCUUAUUGUCAGGGGGUGUUAGUAGCCAGACCAGUUCUAGGAGGCUUUAGCCCCCUAAAUAUUGUUUAGCCCCCUCAGAUAACUGUACAUUAUUUGUUUAAAUCAUCCAUAGUUUUUCUGAUUCAUUUUUAAUUAUUCAACCAUGCCAUCAUGUUUCCUAAUUCACAAUGGGCCCCAUUCAGACCUGUCCACCUUCAUGCAUUGUGUGUGUUUUUUCAGGCUUAUUUGUAAAAGGUUUAAGUAUAAGAAAAUCACAGAUUCAUUUUCUCAGUCAGUUCUGUUAAAAAGCUGUUAAAUAGGCUUAUAUGAAGUGUCAAAUCUAACUUUUUUUUUUUUUUUUUUUAAUAAUUUUAAGGUUAAUGAUACUUAGAAAGCGAUUGAAAAUGCUGUUUGCUGUUCAUGCAAACACACUCAAACAGUGCAGUCUUGAUAAGAUCUUAGUAAAAACUGGAAUGCAUAUAUAUGUGGGGUUUUUGGGUAUCCACCAGGCCCUUGUGGGAAAGGAACAGUUUUAGUGAAAAUGUAGACACUAGAAAAGGUUACAUGUACACUUUCUUAUUAGGAGCUGUAUGUAACACCUCCUUCCUAGAACAGGAGGAAGAACAGGGUAGGCAGGUCUGCUUAUUCAUCAAAGUUACAUAAAUAACUGAAGGAUGUCAACCAAUAAAACUGACAGACAACAUCAAAAAAGUGAUUUGAGU
Molecule: messenger RNA, 2762 nt
Organism: Pangasianodon hypophthalmus (striped catfish)
Lineage: Eukaryota; Metazoa; Chordata; Actinopteri; Siluriformes; Pangasiidae
Gene: angptl6
Product: angiopoietin-like 6
Exons: 7
Coding region: 357-1865 (502 amino acids)
Source: RefSeq, a predicted model, not a curated record